Molecule: messenger RNA, 5469 nt
Organism: Hippoglossus stenolepis (Pacific halibut)
Lineage: Eukaryota; Metazoa; Chordata; Actinopteri; Pleuronectiformes; Pleuronectidae
Product: atlastin-2
Exons: 14
Coding region: 1769-3523 (584 amino acids)
Biological process (GO): protein homooligomerization; endoplasmic reticulum organization
Molecular function (GO): GTPase activity; GTP binding
Source: RefSeq, a predicted model, not a curated record
CCGCGGUGUGUUGUCCGUUGGAGACCCGCGGUGUUCUGGUGCUGACUGACCGAGGGAGUGAGGCUCUUCCCCCCGCAGGAACAAGCCUCCUCUCCGCUAAACUCACACAGUCUAACCCGGUGGAAACUGUGGGAAUUAACCCCAGAGACACUCGUGUUGUGGUCAUUGUUCGCUUUCUGUGCGCGGAGACGUGUUUUCCCUCCGUAACUCGAGCUGGGACAAAAAAACUGUCUCUUGACCCGGAUACAGAAUUCAAGCGCGACACCUGUCGGCUCAUGUUGUCCCGGGGCCCGUCACUCUCACCUGGCCCCGCGGAGGACCACCGGGGUCCGGGGGGUCUUUACCCCCAAAACAAGCCUCUACAGCCGGGAUCAGUUCAAACUGCCCCGGUGUGUGUGUUCACUGGUUUUCAGUCCACACACACACACACACACAAGCUAAUCUUCUCAUCCCACUAAUGACUGGGAUAUUUUUAAAGAACCUAUAAUUAGUGGGUUCAGUUUGCCAGCGGACUGAUCCAGGCUCAGUCGGACCCUCUGGGUAGAACUCAAGUUUGCACUUGUGUGGACUCUACGGUCAUUAAAAGUGGAUCAUUGAUAAUGGACUCGUCCUAUAAACAGAAGUCAGAUAACAGUAGGCUCCCUUUUAUCUGCUCUGACCAUUCAUCAUGUUGACACGGGACAGUAAAGAUCACGAUAAUGUUAAGUUGAUUGGGUUUGUUGAAGUCUUGCAACAAGCUGAAACACAGAAGAAUUUGAAUUUGUAGUUUUUUUAAAAGCAAGAACAUCAGACAUUUACUGUUUCCAGUUCCUGAGAUAUGAGGCGUAUAUAUGUUUUUCUUUCUCGUUUAUGUAUGAUGGUUAAAUCUUUCGCUGCCAGUCAAUCGAAACAAGACAUUUGAAGAAGUCACCUCAGUCUGGGAGAACAUUUUUAACAGUUCACUGUCAUUUAUUUAGACAAAAUUGCAGGUUAAUCAAUUAAGAUAAUAUUUGCUUUUACAAAUGGAGUAAUGACUGGUUAGCAAAUGGUAAAUAUUCAGUCUUCAAGGCUCAUCGCUGAUAUACUGAGUCCCUUUAUCAUGAUAACCCUUAUGUCUACUUCCACGCAGGCCAGCUGACUCUGUGGCAACAGCUUUCACUAACUGAGGCUGCUCUUAAUCUGCACUUUGUCCUCACAGACUCCCGAUUGGUCUGCUCUGCUGCAAUUGAACGUUUGCCCUCGUUGAAUCGAGUCCAGAGAGGCAGAGUCAGGUUGUCCUUUGGGUGCUGGUUUGCAGAGAAGUCAUUGUACCAGCAUUUCAAUAAGUCACAGUGGAUUCCUCGCUCUCUUUCACGUUGUCUUACAAUCCAAAUUAUAACGUGAAAUGUAUUUUCUGCGACCUUAAUCCCAAAUGUUUGUUCAUUUCUUCAUUCCUGCACUCAAUCGUUUGAAAAAGCCGGAGAAAUCACCUCUUUAAAGUGUGAAGCCUCACGCAUUUAGACAGCUGCUUUAAGUUGAGUGAACCGUGGCCUUAUCAGAGACUGCCUCAGAUAUGGUGCUAGAGUCCAGGGGAGGCAGACCUGAUUUGGGACGCUGUGCUGAGGUAGACACUCGCUAUUCUUACCGUGCAUAGUUAAAGAUAGACUCCCAUCAGAAGUGGAACGACUGACACUUUGUCUGCAUGAUGCACAAACACAUCCCUAGGUAACUUUGUGUGUGAGCAGGAAAACAUGUAGGCCAGUUAACUUCUGCUAGCUGCCUCCCUAAGAUAAGGGAAGGCUUGAGUGGCAUGGAAGAUGUCCCCAUUUUUCAGCAUAAGAAGAGGCCUCCUUUAGCCAAGGCCGAAGAUCUGGAGGAUGAUUUCCUUCCCAGGACCAAGGCCUCAAACUUUGGCAAAAAUGCCAGCAGCACCCCCUCACCUGAUGAAGGGAUUCACGAAGAGGAGGCUUUGAUAGAGGAAGCAAAGGCCAAGCCCAUCCAGAUUGUCCUGGCCAACGGGGACGAGCACAGCUUCGAGCUGGACGCCGCAGCGCUGGAGAAAAUCCUGCUGCAAGAUCACGUGAAGGACCUGAACGUGGUGGUGGUGUCUGUGGCAGGGGCUUUCCGCAAGGGCAAGUCCUUCCUGCUGGACUUCAUGCUGCGAUACAUGCACAGUCAGGGUGAUUCGUGGAUUGGAGGUGAUGAUGAGCCUCUGACAGGUUUCACGUGGAGAGGAGGCUGCGAGAGGGAGACCACAGGGAUUCAGAUCUGGAGCGAAGUGUUUGUGAUCGACAAGCCAGACGGCAGCAAGGUAGCCGUCCUCCUCGUUGACACUCAGGGAGCGUUCGACAGCCAGUCCACCAUAAAGGACUGUGCCACUGUGUUCGCCCUCAGCACAAUGACCAGCUCCGUGCAGGUGUAUAAUCUCACCCAGAACAUCCAGGAGGAUGAUUUGCAGCAUCUGCAGCUUUUCACAGAAUAUGGUCGACUGGCAAUGGAAGAGAUCUACCUGAAACCUUUCCAGUCCCUGAUGUUCCUGAUUCGUGACUGGAGUUAUCCUUAUGAACACGACUACGGUCUGGAAGGAGGCAACGCCUUCUUGGACAAAAGACUACAGGUUAAAUGCAACCAACAUGAAGAGCUGCAGAACGUGAGGAAGCACAUCCACUCCUGCUUCUCGAGCAUCGGCUGCUUCCUGCUGCCACAUCCUGGCCUCAAGGUGGCCACCAACCCCUACUUUGACGGCAGGCUGAAAGACAUCGAUGGUGAUUUUAAGAGGGAGCUGACCGAGCUGGUUCCUCUCCUCCUGGCCCCAGAGCGACUGGUAGUGAAGGAGAUCGGAGGCAACAAAGUCACCUGCAGAGAUCUCCUGGAGUACUUCAAGGCUUACAUAAAGAUCUACCAAGGUGAGGAGCUGCCCCACCCAAAGUCCAUGCUGCAGGCGACGGCAGAAGCCAAUAACUUGACGGCUGUGGCAGGAGCCAAAGACAUGUACGGCAAGAACAUGGAGCUGAUGUGCGGUGGGGACAAGCCAUACAUCGCCCCAGCCGACCUGGAGCGCUGCCACGAGGAGUUUCGCGAGCACUCUGUGGGUUACUUCCGCUCCGUGAAGAAAAUGGGUGGCGACGAGUUCUGCCAGCGCUACCAGAACCAGCUGGAGUCCGAGCUGAACGAGGCCUACACCAACUUCUCCAAACACAACGACGGCAAGAACAUCUUCUACGCAGCGCGCACCCCCGCCACGCUGUUUGCAGUCAUGUUUGUCACCUACGUGGUGUCUGGGGUGACGGGCUUCAUCGGCCUGAGCACCUUAGCAUCGCUGGCUAACUUUGUCAUGGGCAUAGCGCUGCUGUCACUCUGCGCCUGGGCGUACGUGAAGUAUUCUGGAGAGUUUCGGGAGGUGGGAGCGAUGAUAGACCUGGUGGCCGAUACACUGUGGGAACAGGUUUUGAAGCCGCUAAGUGAACAUUAUAUGGAAGACAACGUCAGACAGACGGUGGUUAACUCUCUCAAAGCCAGCUUGACAGAACAAGGCUCGCAGCACACCAAGUUAAAGACUCACUGACACUCGUCCUCCUCCUCCUCUUCCUCAUCACGUUGAUCCUCCCUCCCCUCCUCGCUCAACAUCUUCAGUCCUAGAACUGUGGAACUAGUUCAACACCAAAGCUUCUCUCUCCCCCCCCAAAACACCCACCAUGACAUCGUUGACCUGUUUGCCGUCUGUGCUGCUCUUCAUCGCCCCCCUGUGCCUCAGAGCAGAAACUGCACGUUCAUUGAAGGACUGAGGAGAGGAGCCGGCAGCUUCGGCCUGUUGCCAAAACCUUGAAGGAAGAUCAUCUCCUCCUGUGUGCCACGCUGGGAUAGUUGUUGUAAUGCACACUGUAGACACACACACACACACACACCAUUUUGCUGGCUUUGCGAUGGAGCUGUAAUUCAGGGAAAUCUGUCACGUCUGUGCAGCUGUAAUCAACAAUAGAUGCAAACACUUAUCUGUGCGUUUCACGGCUCAGUGUCGCAGGACAAACAGUUCAGAGCUCACGGUGCAGGAACGUUUCCUACAAGCACAAGUGACCAAUCAGCUGAGAACAGUAACAGUGAGAUGAUUGUUUUCUCUUGUUUUUCGUUACCUCAGUAAAAAACAGAAAACAGAUUUUAAGAUUUCAAGUCAGUGCGGAAUCACAUGUUCUUGUUGUGAACGAGUUAAGUCUUAACAGUUCAAUUUCCAGCCUGUUAUGGUAAAUCGAUUCAGUUUCUCCCGACGUAUUUGAAAUGAACAGGAAAUGAAGUAAUUUAUUUCUCCUCUGACGUACUAAUAACUCACCUGCUUGCCUCCAUUCAUUCAGUUUUUUAUCUCUAAAUCUGGAGGUUGUGUUCACCAGGUAAAGUCAAACCUCUGUACACAUCUGUCUCACUCUUGAAUACUCUGUCAUACUGAAGACGACUGUAGCAGACUUUUUUUGGGCUCUUUAUUUUAGAACUGACGUGUUUUAUUUGGCCUCUAGUGUCUUGUAGCAGAUCCUCUGCAUGGUGCUGUGUUGUAGCAUAAAAGCUAAGCUAAGAGCUUUUAGAGCCCAGCGAUUAGUCAGGUAUCCUCCACUGCCUUUCAUUACACCUCAGCUCCGACUGCUUCCUCUCGUCCGACCUCAUGAAGGCUGCACGUUAGAUUUUUUGCCUUUAGGGAGUUUUUUAGCUCAAAUCACUGUUACAGGAAAAUUCAGGCAUUGCGGAAAAAUCCAUUUAUUUGCUUUCUUGGGGAAUUGUUUAAUGAGACGAUUCACACUGAAAUCUGUUGGAUAAAUAUGAGGCUACUGCCUGAAGCUGCUUAGCUUUGACCCCCAGUCUUUAUGCUAAGCUAGGCUAAUUGGCUGCUGGCUAUAGCUUUGUAUUUAACUGCUGAACUCGUUUUCUAAAACCUUUCCUUUUAGUUGUCAAAAGAUUCUCUUCUUAUUUUUCUUUUCUCUAAAAAUCUGAAUCCAAAUCUUUUUUUCUUUCUCUCAAAUCUAAAUCUUUAACACUUUUCCACUGGUGUCCAGACUUGAUGUAAUUUAAUGAAGUGUAGAAAUGUACUGCUCCCUUCUGUUUCUUGAAGUUAACACACAAACAGCUGCAUCACAUCUGUCUGAGCUCUUAACAUUGAUUCCAUCCACAGUGUUUCAGUCCUGUUCGGUCUCUGUCUGUGUUGACAUAUCACAGAGCGGGCAUGUAUGUUGGAUUAAAUAUUUAAAUAAACUUUGAAUACGUUUUAUAGUGAAUCACUUGACAGUGGCUGUGUUUUUUUUUUUUUCUUAAUUUAACAGUUUGUGGUUCGUUAGACGACAAGUUGCUGCUUUAGGUUCCCGUUAGUUUCUCCGAGGACGAACGUUCAUCGUGUGAAUAUUUGGCUUCUGACAGGAAACCGUUUAGAUUGUGAUGAGUGGGUCGGAGACGACGUCUGUCCGGCUUUUAAAGAUCUCUGGUAAUUUAUUUUUGAAUGAAAUGUUUUACCUUACGAAUAAAACAUCAACACAA